AUGUAUCCCAACCUGUUCAAGGGGCUUGGCCUAAAGAAUGAAGAUCUUUCCAAGUAUGAUAAGCCUCUGAUGGGGUUUGAUGGCCAGAUGGUGAUCCUAGAAGGGCAGAUUUCGCUUCCUAUAAAUAUGGAAGGUAAGGAGGUGAUGGUAACAUUCAUAGUGGUCGCUUCAUUUUCUCCUUACAUGGCAAUCCUUGGAAGGUCGUGGAUUCAUGCAAUGGGGGCAAUACUGUCCACCCUGCAUGUGAAGGUCAAAUUCCGCACUGAGCAAGGUAUUGCUAUAGUGAGAGGAGCAAGUGUGAAGGACAAAGAGAGGGUGGAGAUGUUGAUGUUUCUUGUGCAGAAUGUAGACAUGUUCGCUUGGAGCCCAUAUGAGGUGCUCGAAGUGGACCCCGAGUUCAUAGUUCACAAGCUCAAUGUGGACCCGUUGUACCCUCUCAAGAAGCAAAAGUCGAGGAGAUCGGUUAAGGAGCACGUCGAAACUGUCAGGCAAAAGGUCAAGAGAUUAAAGGAAGCCGGGGCUAUAAAGGAGAUAUUCUUUCCGGAGUGGCUUGCGAAUACCGUGGUGGUAAAAAAGAAGAAUGGAAAAUGGAGGGUUUGUGUUGACUUUACUGACCUGAACCGAGCAUGUCCAAAGGAUCUGUUUCCCAUGCCAAAGAUUGAUUAG
Molecule: messenger RNA, 666 nt
Organism: Quercus lobata
Lineage: Eukaryota; Viridiplantae; Streptophyta; Magnoliopsida; Fagales; Fagaceae
Exons: 2
Coding region: 1-666 (221 amino acids)
Source: RefSeq, a predicted model, not a curated record